CUGCUGUUCUUUCACAUUCACACCUCCACACAUCUUGCAAGAAACAGUCACCUGGUUCAUGUGAAUAUUUGCAGUGUUUGAUGGUGGACCCCUCUACCCCCCAACAACAUGGACUGUCCUCCCCUGCAGCUCGGCAUUAUGGGUCUGAAACCAAGAGUUGUUGCUUCUUUCUGGACCAGAGAAAAGCUCUGAAACUGGGUCUGACUCUGAACUGAAGCUGUUUCUUAUCAAUUCCUGAAAUUCAGUGACUGUUUGAAUUCUCAGAGGCACUAAAAUGCCAUUCAUGCCAGUGAAGUUUAACCUGCAAAAGCGGGUGAAGCUGGCUCAGGGUCUGUGGAUGCUGUACUGGUUUUCAGUCAUUGCAGGGAUCCUCAUCUUCAGCCUUGGCAUCUUCUUCAAGAUUGAGCUGCGCAAGAGGAGCGAGAUGAUGGAUGACAAUGAGAGCCACCUGGUACCCAACCUGCUGAUCUUGGCGGGGAUGCUGGCCUGUGGCUUCAAUGCCUUCGGAGGGAAGGUGUGCCAUGACUCACUGGACCCCAUGAAGUUCUCCAAGUGGAAGCCAAUGCUGAAGACAUACCUGCAGCUGUGCUGUGGCUUCAACAUACUGCUGGUACUUGUGUCACUGCUAUGCUUCCUCAUGCAGUUCUCCGUGUAUUUAACGCUGGCUGAGGGUCUGAGUUAUGCCAUCCGGUUCUACAAGGACACAGAUACACCUGGACGCUGUUUCAUGAAGAGGACGCUGGACAUGACACAGAUCGAGUUCCGCUGCUGUGGGAACAACAACUUCAGGGAUUGGUUCGAGGUUCAGUGGAUCAGCAACCGCUACCUGGAUAUGAGCAAUGAUGUGGUCAAAGAUCGGGUCCUCAGCAAUGUGGAGGGGAAGUACCUGAUGGACAGCGUCCCAUUCAGCUGCUGUAAUCCUGGGUCCCCUCGGCCUUGCAUCCAGCACCACCUGACCAAUAACUCUGCCCAUUAUGACUAUGACCACCGCACUGAGGAGCUCAACAUCUGGACCCGGGGCUGCCGUGAGGCCCUCUUCUCCUAUUACAGCAGCCUGAUGAGCAGUAUUGGCGUGUUAGUCCUCUUUACAAUUGUCCUGGAGUCUGUGGACAUGGCAGGUCUAAAGUACCUGAGCACGGCGCUGGAGACAAUGUCAGAGCCAGACAACCCAGAGUGUGAGAGUGAGGGCUGGCUGCUUGAGAAGGGCGUGAAGGAGACAUUCAGUGAUCUGCUCACCAAACUGAAGACACUCGGGAGGACCAACCAGGUGGAAGGCGGAGAUGCUCCGGAGGCCAACACCUGAUAGGCCCGUCCACCACAGAGCACUAAGGUGUCCCCCCUCUCCUCACCCUCCUCGACCGCCAUCUCUCCCCCCAAUAGGAGGGAGAAAAAAAAGGAGAGGUUUCCUCCAAGUUUUGUAUAUAAGCUAAUAUAAUACACACACACACACACACAC
Messenger RNA from Archocentrus centrarchus (flier cichlid), 1456 nucleotides. RefSeq names its product peripherin 2b (retinal degeneration, slow) (gene prph2b). Lineage: Eukaryota; Metazoa; Chordata; Actinopteri; Cichliformes; Cichlidae. The record is from RefSeq and is a predicted model, not a curated record. Bases 275 to 1303 code for a protein of 342 amino acids. The transcript has 3 exons. Gene Ontology annotation, cellular component: plasma membrane. Gene Ontology annotation, biological process: visual perception.